Molecule: messenger RNA, 352 nt
Organism: Dibothriocephalus latus
Lineage: Eukaryota; Metazoa; Platyhelminthes; Cestoda; Diphyllobothriidea; Diphyllobothriidae
Source: the annotation of a GenBank genome assembly
UACCUCCACACCUCCCGUGCCCCUGGCGCCGCCCGGUUUUGCCUACGGCUCCAUCGCACGCAGUCUCCCACUAACGGCUACCCCCCAGAAUGUCUACUCUCUGGGCAAUUUCGGAAACUUCCUCGGUGGGAACACACUCCCUGGCACCGGUCAACCGCCUGCAGGCAAUUUCCAACUUCCAACUAUGCGCAUGCCUCCACCGCCCUUUGGUCUGAUGAACAUGCCGCCCUCAACGAACGCUGGCGGAAUGCCGACGCCCUCCUGGCAGCAGCAGCAACAACAGCCCAACCCCCCAUCUCUCUCGGGACAGCAGGCGGCCUUCCUGGCCGGCGUAAACCCCCUAGGACAGGCC